AUGUUUACCUUCUUUCUUUCUUUCUUUCUUUCUUUCUUUCUUUCUUUCUUUCUUUCUACCAUUUCCCUCUUUCUUUCCUUCUUUCUUUUUCUUAUCAUUUCCCUCUUUCUUUCUUUCUUAUUUUCUUCCUUUCAUCAUUUAUCUUUCUUUUUUGUACAAUUUCUUUCUUUCUUUCUUUCUUUCUUUCUUUCUUUCUUUCUUUCUUUUCCUCAUUCGUUCUUUCUUACUUUCUUUUUCCUGGUUACUUUUCCUACAAAAAAUAUAAUAAUCUUAUUUUGUUUCUUCUUCUACUUCUCCUCUUUCUUUCUUUCUUUCUUUCUUUCUUUUCUAUCUCAUUAUUUUUUUUUUCUACCCGGUUAUAACAAUCUCUUUUGUUUGUUUGUUUGUUUCUUUCUUUCUUCUUUCUUUCUUUCUUUCUUUCUUUCUGUUUGUUUAUAUCAUUCCCCUCUUUCUUAUUUUCUCCCUUUCAUUAUUUAUCUUUCUUUCUUUCUUUUAUCAUUCCCUACUUUCUUUCUUAUUUUCUCUUUCAUUUUUUAUAUUUCUUUCUUUCUUUUUUAUCAUUUCCCUCUUUCUUUCGUUCUUUCUUUCUUAUUUUCUCCCUUUCAUUAUUUAUCUUUCAUUCUUCUACCAUUUCUUUCUUUCUUUUAUCAUUCCCCACUUUCUUUCUUAUUUUCUCUCUUUCAUUAUUUAUAUUUCUUUCUUUCUUUUUUUCUUUUGUCAUUUGCCCCUUUCUUUCGUUCUUUCUUUCUUUCUUUUUUCUUUCUUUCUUAUUUUCUCCCUUUUUUCUACCAUUUCUUUCUUUCUUUCUUUCUUUUUAAACUUUCUUCAUCAGAUUCUUUCACUUUCUCUUUCUUCUUUAUACCUCCACAUAUACCUCCCACAAAUACAUCCAAUAUAUACCUCCCAGAAAUACCUCCAACGUAUACCGCCACGUAUAACUCCCAGAAAUACCUCCCAGAAAUACCUCCCACAUAUAGCUCACAGCUCAUUCCUCCCUCAUAUACCACUCAGAAAUACCUCCCACAUAUACCUCCCAGAAAUAUACCUCACAUAUAUCUCCCAGAAAUACCUCCCACAUAUACCUCUCAGAAAUACCUCCCACAUAUACCUCCCGGAAAUACCUCCCACAUAUAA
This is a messenger RNA of Acanthosepion pharaonis, 1134 nucleotides long. Lineage: Eukaryota; Metazoa; Mollusca; Cephalopoda; Sepiida; Sepiidae. The record is from the annotation of a GenBank genome assembly.